This is a messenger RNA of Dreissena polymorpha, 1995 nucleotides long. RefSeq lists its product as uncharacterized. The transcript is spliced from 9 exons. Gene Ontology annotation, molecular function: NAD+ poly-ADP-ribosyltransferase activity. The record is from RefSeq and is a predicted model, not a curated record. NCBI's taxonomy places the organism in Eukaryota, Metazoa, Mollusca, Bivalvia, Myida, Dreissenidae. The coding region runs from base 29 to 1150 and encodes 373 amino acids.
AGUAUGCAUACACAUUUCGGAAGCGGUAAUGCGGUCCUACCUAUGCCCGUCAAAAUAUGACGAUGUCACUGUGAAAUAUCUGUAUCAUGGUACCAGUGCGGACAAGGCGAAGUUGUGUGAAGAAGGGCUGGACCAACGCCUUAGUCGCAUGGGGUACUUCGGCAAGGGCAUAUACUUCAGUGACACCCCUUUGAAGUGUGUCCAUUAUGCUGAUGACCCUGGCCGGUCAAACCCUGACGAGGCUUACAUACUCAAGUGUCGGGUCAUUCUCGGUGAUGUCAAGGUCUAUCCACAUGGCACAAAUGAUAUAUCAUUGAAAAGAGAGCCAGAAAAAGAGGAUACUUAUAGCGGUUGGCGUUAUUAUGAUUCAGUUAAGGGAUGCCCGAAGGAUUUCAACGAGUAUGUGGUCUACGAAAGUCGAAGGGCAUUGAUUGAGUACAUCAUAACAUUCCAAGUCAACAAAGACCUUGUGGCAAAACUUCGAAGCAAAUCCUUGAAAAACUCAAGUAAACCAGUCUGUGCAGCACCAUCCACACCUGCAAAACAGUCUGUGAUUUUUAGGACAAACCAGUCUGUGAUACCAAGCACACAGUCUCGGAUGACAGCUGGUCAAAACGCUGAACACAAUUUUCAUACAAACCAUAUAGAGCGUAACUUGACAGAUAGAAUACCAAGAUAUGGCCAAAUGCCCAAUACCCCAGACACAGAACACUCUAGAAGAAUCCAAGAAGUUCGGGAAACAGUCAGACUCAAACGCUCUAUAGAAUCCACAAAUCAGACUGGAUUACAGGUUCAAGCAGAAUCAGCAUCACAACAGCAACAACAGCAGUUACAGCAACAGUUGUGGCCUGUAGAUGAUGUGGAUUCAGAAAUGAAUGACUUGCUGACUCGGCCACUGAGUCGUUCUGAAGUGAGUCUCAAAUCCCAGAGUAGUCACGCUGAAGUUUUUGAUGGACCUCCAGCACCGCCACGACAGAGAGAUCCAAAGACUCGGGACGAGGCUAGGUCAGGUCAGCAAGUGCUGGACUUGUGCAUACACGAGUUCAUGAAUGUCACGAACAUGGAGGACUCAAAUAGAGCUCGAUACUUUGUGCAGCGAGCUGACAUGGAUGUGAACAAGGCUAUCUCACUGUAUUACGAAGAAAUGUGAAACUCAGUGAACAGGGCAUUAAAUUUUUUCUACCUGAACUGACAUGGUUUUAUCAAAUAAAAAUUAAUUCCAAGGCCCGUAACUUCGCCAAAAAAUCAAUGGAACGGAACGAAUUUCACACUAUAUUUAUAGCUUAUGUAGGUAGCUUCACAUACCAAAAAUCAGCUUAAUAUCUGAAAGUGUAAAAAACGGUAAUUAUAGAGAAAAUGUAUAAAUUCAAUCUAACUUCGAAGCUGUUGACGAAUUUUAUGGUUUGUCUGUGUUGACGAUGGUGAAAGUAAAAAUGUGUAGUAGAUGAUAAACAUUAAUGAUACAUUUCUUUAUAAAGAUUUGUUAUUUUCAAUGUAUUAUUUUCUUUUUCAUCAAACAUAAUAGAUUUAUGAAAUCUGAAGCAUUUCAGAUUGGUGUGAAUUUCACUGAUUUACUUGUUAUAUUCCAUGAAUUAAUAUCACAAAAAUGUUUUUGAAGCAUAAAAAUUUCCCUUGAAAAGUGCACAAUUCAAAAAAUUAAAACUCAGGAGGGGAGAUCCCUCACAUAACCUCCCCGGUUGGACCCCAGUGAAAAAGACAUUUGAACGGCCCUGGAGAUAGUCACUUAUAGACCGUUCCAUAAUCGAUAAAUUGACCGCCGCCAUAUUGUCAGUCACGUGACUGUCCGCCAUUACACUGCUGCUAACUUGUGCGAGUCUGCGAUUCCAAAAGCCAAAGACGUAGAGAAUACCCGCUUCACCGUUGUCGGAUAAAUAAAUUACUUAAUGAAUUAAUGAGAGGCGAUUAUCACAUUGUUGUUGUUUAAAUGAUUGUUUGAAGUUGAGAUUGAUUGUUACAAAUAAAAUGUUUAAAAUG